AUGGGUUCAAUCAUCACAGCUUCGCCCUCUAAAUCCGCCCUCGGCGUCGAAGGCUACGCCCUCAUCACCGGCGGCGGAUCCGGCAUCGGCCGCGCAACCUCCCUCCUCCUCGCGCGCGAACACAGUCUCGGCAUCGCCCUCGCCGACGUCAACGAGACCGGCCUCCUCAAAGUCAAAAAAGAACUCGAAGACGUAGCCACGAAUCCAGAGUUCAGAUGCAUCACCGUGGUCGUCAACGUCGCGGACGAGAAAUCCGUGCGGGAUAUGGUCGCCAAAGUCGUGCAGGAGUUCGGGAGGAUUGACUUCGCGGCGAAUGUUGCGGGGAUUGGCGCGGUGAAGGGACCGAUUGCUGAGGGGAAGAUUGAUGAUUGGAAUAAGAUGAUGGCGGUUAAUUUAACGGGGGUUUGGUUGUGUGUUAGGGAGGAGAUUUUGGUGAUGAGUGGGCAGAAAGCGAGGGAGUCAGCGAGCACAUACGCCCCACUCCAACGCGGCUCAAUAGUCAACAUCGCCUCCCUAUUCGGCGUAGCAGGCGGCCAUCACUCAGGCGCCUACACAGCAGCCAAGCACGGCGUCGUUGGCGUAACACGUACCAGCGCGCUCGACCAUCCUGAAAUUAAAUCCAACGCCGUGGUGCCGGGGUAUAUUGAGACGCCAUUAACUUCCGUCCCUGGAGAGAUGCGGAAUAACGCGCUGAAGAAAGUGAAUGAUUGGACCCCCAUGAAGAGGUUUGGAAGACCCGAGGAGGUGGCGGAGAGUGUGGUGUGGUUGUUGGGGGAUAGGAGUAAUUUUGCGCAUGGGAGUUGUUUGACGCUUGAUGGGGGGUAUAUGGCGCAGUAG
Messenger RNA from Glarea lozoyensis ATCC 20868, 837 nucleotides. Its product is annotated as NAD(P)-binding Rossmann-fold containing protein. Bases 1 to 837 code for a protein of 278 amino acids. Gene Ontology annotation, molecular function: oxidoreductase activity, acting on the CH-OH group of donors, NAD or NADP as acceptor. NCBI's taxonomy places the organism in Eukaryota, Fungi, Ascomycota, Leotiomycetes, Helotiales, Helotiaceae. The record is from RefSeq and is a predicted model, not a curated record. The transcript is spliced from 2 exons.